AUGACAACCCAAACAAGGUCCGGCUCUCAGGUGGCCAAAGAGGGUAAAAAGGGUACUCAGGGUGGCUCCAAAGUAACUCCUGGUGGUGCUCCAGUUGGAAACAAAGGUAAUGCCCAAGGAAAAGGCCAGGAUGUUGCAUCUGGUGGUUCCCAAGGUGAUUCCGAUAAUCGAAUUGCUGCUACCCAGCAAGGUAGCACUCAAGGUGACGCUGAUAGUCAAACAGGUGCUAGAAAGCAGGUAGUUGAUAGAGAUGUUCAAAUGGAUGAUCUUCCAAAACUCCAAGUUAAAGAAGUCGAUGGGAAAGGGGCUUCCAAUGAUAUUAUCAUGUACGACUCUUCUACCCAUUCUGCUAAUGAACGAGAGGAGCGCCCUGAACGCCCUGCGAAGAAGAUCGGUAAAUUUAAUGGCGCGGAUGAUGUUAGUUCUGCCAAACAACAAGCUGCAUCUAAUGAAGUAGAGACUGGACACCAACUCGGCUUGACAGGCCCUCCUUCACCUCCCCAACAUUAA
Messenger RNA from Mucor velutinosus, 510 nucleotides. RefSeq names its product Global transcription regulator sge1. The transcript has 2 exons. Lineage: Eukaryota; Fungi; Mucoromycota; Mucoromycetes; Mucorales; Mucoraceae. The record is from RefSeq and is a predicted model, not a curated record. The coding region runs from base 1 to 510 and encodes 169 amino acids.